AUGCCUUCCCGCCACUUGUCCGCUCGCGGCGCGCAACGGCGCGCCUCAGCAGGUGCGGCGCCCGGCGGACGGAACGGUAGCCUGGGAGGAGAGCCCUUAGAACUGGAGAAGCUGUCUCCACAGGAGGUUUUGGUGAACAUCUACGACAGUGCAGAGCCGGAGCUGAGUACAUUGCGCCGUUGUGCCAUCCAACGACUACUCAAGGAUUCUUAUGCAGGAAUCGAGAUCUAUGGCCGCGAGUGGGGCUAUCAUUUCACUGAGGAGGAUGUCACCGGCAUCUCCGAAUGUGAACCUCGGCGCUGCGAGGGGCGCGUGUAUCGGGCCACCCUGGAGAUGGGUCCAUGUCGCCUCUCCGAGCAGGAGGUUCUCCAGAUGAUCACGAAGAUGUCCAGAUCGUGGAGGGGCGCUGAAUACAACUUGGUCCACAACAACAGUUUGGACUUCGGCGACACGCUCUGCGAAGCCUUAGGUGUUGGUCGACUCCCGCGCAAUAGCUCCCUCUGUGGCUCCAGUGAGGGCAACGACCUCCGCUGUUCCCUGAAGCAGUUCGGCUUCCACUCCAUGGCCGAGGGUGUGUUGAGCAUGCUGGGCCUCACUUCUGCGUGUCGUGCUUGUGAGGGCGAGACUGAAGAGCUCCCGGUGGCCAAGGCCAUGUGCAAAACCGCACUGCGACAGCGAGCGCCAGCCAAACAGUUUUCUUUGAGAGUGGAUGAGAGCGGUGCGAUUGUUUCAACAUCGCGUCAUUCGUGUGAUUUUGGACAGUUCUUGGGUGCUUUGGGUGCCUUUUCUGUGGCUUUGCAUACCGUUGCCAUUUGGUUUCGUAGCCACCGGGAGCCACGUUGCGUCACGAGUGGCCACGGCCGGUGGUGGCCAUGGUGCAUGGAGAUCUCACGGCUGCUGCAGCAGGUGCAGCAUGGGCAAGCCGAUUUAGUGGACUUCACCAAGCUGUUGGCCAGUUAUGGCCGUGUUCAGCAGUGGCCAAAGACGUUGGCCGCCUUAAUCGCAUUGGAAUCUGCUCCAUACCUCUCCGCAGAUACGACUGUCUACAAUGCGGCGGCAGCAGCCUGUGCGAAGAGUGGCGGGAAGAGCAGAUUGUGGGCCUGGGCGCUGGAGAUUUUAGCUUUGCCUGUGAGAUGCCGAGUCCAGCUGGAUCAUGUCUCCUCUGGAGUGAUGAUGUCAGCCCUGAAGAGAGGCUCACAGAUCUCCAAGGCUUCAGAGUUCUUGGGACAGCUCUCGCGCAACUCCAUACAGAUAGGUGUGCAGACCUACAACAUUCUCAUCUCUGCCUUGGUCGACUCUGCUCGUUGGCCUGAAGCUCUUGGACAAUGCGCGCAGCUGCGGGCGAACGGCUUGGAGUUGGAUGACUUUACUCGAACCACUUUGUUGUCUUCUCAACGGGAAGCCGAUGCUUGGCGUCGAGGAUUGGAGCUGAUGAAAGGUGGCGGGGCUGAGGCUGUGCGCGCGUCGAUUCAAAUGGUGGGAAUGGCCAGUGCUUGGGCUCUGGGCCUAAUUUGCUAUCGACGGUGCCCUGGCGCUGGGCCGCUGGCAGCACUGGCCGUGCAUCGUUGGCAGAGUGCUUUGGAGGAGCUGCCGAAGAUCCCGCUCCAGAGCCGUGACUUCCUGGCGCUGCUGAAGGCACCGAUCCCAGUGGAGCAGCUCUGGUGGGCACAGCGGGCACAGGGCCGUGUGUAUGGCGCAUCGCUCCCGGUCUAUGGCGCGGUCCUUGGCCGCUGUGGAGAGGAUCGGAACUGGAUCCUGUCUUUGGAUAUCUUGGAUAGCAUGCGCAGUGCCAACGUGCAGCCUGACUGUUUGUGCAUCUCAUCCAUCUUGGAUUCCACCAAGACUGAGCUCCAGACGGGCCAGACUGUGGGGACUGCCUGGCGGGUGGCCUUGUUCGUUGGAGAAGAAUUCUGUGAGGAGCUUCAAGGCACAGCCCAAGACCAGGAUCUCCUGGGCUCUGUGAAUCUCCAAGCCCUUGGUGUGGAGCGUUGGACCUUGGCGCUUCAGCGGCUUCGGCACCUGCGCCUCGCCACGCUGCGGCCGCAGCAGCUGAGCUUCACGAGCGCCGCAGCUUCCGCAGCUUCCGGUCCGUCGGAAUGGAAGCAGACGCUACAGACAUUGCAAGAGGCACAGGACUGGGCAGUGGAUCCCAACAACUCACUCCUCAGCUGCUGCGCAUCUCACUGGCGCGUCACGUGGGAACUCCUCAAAAGUGCUGCCAGAUCCCAGGUGCAGAUCUACACCAGCUAUUUCAAUGCAUGCGCAGGGACUUUUGCAUCAGCUUCCUUGUGGGAUGAAGCCCUCGACAUGAUGCAGAGGCUCUCCUCGCGCUCCUUGGAGCCAGAUGGUGUGAGCUUUCGCUCCCUGGUCAAAGGCGCCUGGGAAGAAGCGCUAGGCUUUCACUCGAAAUCUUUGGACAUCUUGGAGAUCAACGCAUUGGCCCAAAGCACUGGCCCAAAGCACUGGCAGCGAUGCUUGGAGGUCCUCUUCCAGGCGAGGUCACUUGGAGUUGAACCCGACUCAGUCUCCCGGCUCCUGCAAUUGAAUGCACAAUCAUGUAGCACCUCGAUAGAGAAAUGGCAGCUAUCCAUGUCCAUUGUGGCCAAUGCCGAGGGCAACACCAAUAUUUUGUAUCAGGUUGGAAUCUCUCUGAGCCUAUCAUGAACGCCUCUUUCUCAAGAACGACACGCCAAGAACGCCUGACUUGCUUUCUCGCUACGUCGAGGUGACGACGGCGAACGCCCAACGGCGAACGCCCAACGGCGCGAAGCGGCGAAGGGCGGAGCAUCGAUCCAUUCGAGCGGAAUCGGUUGGAG
Messenger RNA from Durusdinium trenchii, 2816 nucleotides. The record is from the annotation of a GenBank genome assembly. NCBI's taxonomy places the organism in Eukaryota, Dinophyceae, Suessiales, Symbiodiniaceae.